UCCUGCGAGCUCAGCUGAUCAGCAGGAGGAGGAAGGCCGGUUCUUCCAGGGAGGAAAAAACCAGGAGCGGAUAGGACGCCUCUGUGCCCCUUUACUCUGGAGUAGGUCCCGCUGAGCUCUUGUGGGAGUGGAUCCAAAGGGAGGCACUCUUGAUUUCGCAGCCCUCUGGGUGUCUCCUCAGAAGUAAGUCCCAUGGAGUUCCCUGGGGGUUACUCCUAGAAUUGACAUCCCAUCUUCGGAACGAUCGUCUGGAGCUUUCACAGCUCUGUGCUGACUCCAAAAUGGAUAUCGGAGGUGGUGGCUGUGGCCGGAUCCCGUAUGAUGACUAUCCCGUGGUGUUUCUGCCUCCCUACGAGAGCCCUCCUACCUGGAUCCCUCCUCAUGAAAGAAUUUACCAUUCGGAUUAUAACAACGAGCUGACCCAAUUCCUGCCUCGUACCAUUGUGUUGAAAAAACCUCCAGGGGCACAGCUGGGCUUUAAUAUUCGAGGAGGAAAAGCAUCACAACUGGGGAUCUUCAUCUCUAAGGUGAUCCCGGAUUCAGAUGCACACCGAGCUGGAUUGCAGGAAGGAGACCAAGUGCUGGCAGUUAAUGACGUCGACUUCCAGGAUAUCGAGCACAGCAAGGCUGUGGAGAUCCUGAAAACUGCUCGGGAGAUCAUUAUGAGAGUCCGAUUCUUCCCAUAUAACUACCAGAGGCAGAAGGAGCGAACGGUUCACUAGAAAUCCCUUCCCAGCUGGCAGCUUUCUCUUUGCAGAGAGUCCACCACCCUCCAACCAGAUUCUUCUUUUCGCCUUUUCCUUUGGCAAAUGCCUGCUUGGGGGUGUGGAGGGGACGUCGUUUGUGGCGCAGAACCUCCCCUUUUUGGCUGGAUUCCAUAGAUCCAAGUACCUACUGAGAAGGAUAUCUUUAAAGUUUUCUUCUGCUUUGUGCUGUGAAGCAAGAAGCAGUAGGAGCCAGAUGCAGGGCUUCAAACAGUUCCCUGGCCCCAGGACAAAUGGAUGUAGGCCGUUACCUGGUUUCAUUCAUCCCCAGGCCCGGAAGGACAUUCUAUUCCAAUAAUUUGCUACCUUCAUAGCUCUCUGAAAGAGGAGGAGGAACAGAAAGCAUCGGGGGGGGGGGGUCCCAGAGAAGCAAACUGGAAUGCUUCUAAGCUGGCCUCGCUUUUUGAAUGAGAUGCUCCUGCGGUGGUGAUUUGGGGCAUAAUCCACUGUAAAUAUCUGCACGAAAGCAUGCUGAAACGAAGGGGGUUUAUUUUGACAUUGUACUACAGCUGGUGUAAGGGGUGGGGGUUUAAUGUAUGUCUGUCUCUUCUAUACGAAGGCUCAGGGGCUUAAGAACCUAUGUUGGCUUGCAUGUCAUGGGAGGUGGCUUUAGUUGGAUAAUUACGUAAUAGUUCUCAUUAAAAUGCUGCAAGGAGUUUGCUUUACAUACAAAGCAAGCUCCUCCUGGUUUUCAUGCACGAGUAGUGAAUUCUUUUUUUCUCUAGAGACAGUAAUACCAGGGGGAUCUUGCAUGUGUUGGUGGGGUAGCUGCAAAGCAUAGAUGUCUUUCCUUACCCCCCCUUCCCCAAAUCUCUUGUUAUCUGUGUUUCAUCAGUUCUCCUUUUUAUUUAGACUACCCUUAACGAACACUCAGACUGUCUUAGGCCACAUUUAAAGUGCUAUGAUACAACUUUAAACAGUCCCCCCAAAGAACCCUGGGAGUUGUAAGGCUGCCAAAAGUUGUUAGGACAUCUCCUAGAGCGGGCAUGCCAAAGUUGGCCCUCCAGAUGUUUUGGGACUACAACUCCCAUCACCCCUAGCUAACAGGACCGGUGGGUCAGGGAUGAUGGGGAUUGUAGUCCCAAAACAUCUGGAGGGCCAACUUUGGCCAGGCCUGUCCUAGAGCUACAAUAUCUCAGUGUGGUUUAACCAUCAAUCCCUCUUCACAUGGAACUCUGGGAAAUGGUAGUUCAGGGAGAGGAAUAGGGGCCUCCUGGCAUCUUUCGACACGCUUAACAAACUGCAACUCCCAGAAUUACUAUGGCAUCAUAGUGCUUCAAAAUUGUGCUGUGGAUGUGACCAAACAUAGGCAAUGAUAAAUCAGUAAAUAAUGUACUGUGCACACACAUAAUCCAUGAGUCAGAAACUUUAAAAAAAUAGCAACAAAGCUGAACUUUUUCAGAUUUCUGGGCAAAUGGGUGGUACCCUCUUGUAAUCACACCCUUUCCAAGCCGUGGGUAUAUUUGCAGUCCUGAUCUGCCCUGGCAGCUGCAAAUUUGCUUUUGCCUUUUUUUUUUUUUUAUGUGGGUA
This is a messenger RNA of Zootoca vivipara (common lizard), 2294 nucleotides long. RefSeq names its product PDZ domain containing 11 (gene PDZD11). Lineage: Eukaryota; Metazoa; Chordata; Lepidosauria; Squamata; Lacertidae. The record is from RefSeq and is a predicted model, not a curated record. Gene Ontology annotation, molecular function: protein binding.